AUGUUGGGGAGUGAGCAUAGCAGAAGAAUCGAAACCCUAACGGAAAAGGAAAGUGAGAGGAGAAGUUUUGGAAAACGAUGGAUCGAGGAGAAGAAGGAGAGGCCGUCAUCUCCACGAGAGUAUACCACACUUCAAAUGAAAAGUGUGGCCAUUUCUUCAUGGACAAUGGUGGCAUCACCAAUGCUGUCUACACCAUUACCAUCUUCUCUUGGUAACACCUCCUCUCACAAUUCAAGCUUGUGUUGUGCCUCUAAAGAUUUGGUUUUGAGCAAAAGAGGUACAAGGCUUCUGUGUUCAGCAAGGAGGCAAAUUAGAUACCAAGAAGGGGAUGAAGAUAGGGAUGAAGAGUAUGGCUACAAUGAGGAGAUUACUAAGUUGGAGAGUUAUACUCAAUCAGCAAAAGGAGAAGCACUUCUUGUGCAUGUACUUGUGGAUGAAGAGGAAGUAGAAUUGCUUAUCUUCAAGGGUUUCUCUUCAUGCUUGAGCUACAGUACUUCCCCAGACCCAACAAGAAGCAUUAUUCCAGCCAGGGCAGUGAUAGUGUCCAUAGAUAGAAUCAAGGGACCUUUUGACCCUGCCAAUAUAGAGUAUCUUCAAAAGGGUGUACCAUGGGAAGAAUUCAAAACAAAGCUUCUCUCUAAAUAA
Sphenostylis stenocarpa is the source of this 645-nucleotide messenger RNA. The record is from the annotation of a GenBank genome assembly. Lineage: Eukaryota; Viridiplantae; Streptophyta; Magnoliopsida; Fabales; Fabaceae.